Molecule: messenger RNA, 1749 nt
Organism: Pseudomyrmex gracilis
Lineage: Eukaryota; Metazoa; Arthropoda; Insecta; Hymenoptera; Formicidae
Product: protein PFC0760c-like
Exons: 10
Coding region: 1-1749 (582 amino acids)
Source: RefSeq, a predicted model, not a curated record
AUGACGCUAUGUAAUACUAAAAAUAACACAGAUUAUAACAAGGAAUCUGCGUGUAUGAUUGAAACAGUUGAUGCUAUUUCUAACGAUAAAAGUCUUAGUACAUUGAAUAGGAGUGGUAGCAACAGUAUAAAAAGUGAUUUCUUGCAAGCUGUUGAAACAAAUGCGAUAUUAAAUAUUGAACCAUCAAAUGUGAUAUUUGAAACCAAAGAUGUUUACAUUUUGUCAAGCAAAAACUGUGAUACUGAAGUACAAAGUGAUACAACCCAAAAGUUUGAUUCUAAUAUGACGCUAUGUAGUACUAAAAAUAACACACAUAAUAACAACGAUUUUGCAUGUAUGAUUGAAACAGUUGGUGUUCUUUCUAACGAUAAAAAUCUUAGUACAUCGAAUAGGAGUAGUAGCAACAGCAUGAAAAGUGAUUUCUUGCAAGCUGUUGAAACGAAUGCUAUAUUAAAUAUUGAAACAUUAACUGUGAUAUUUAACACCAAAGAUGUUUGUGUUUGGCAAACAAACUUUGUAAUACUGAAGUACAAAGUGAUAAAACCCAAAAAUUAUAACAACGAUUCUGCAUGUACGAUUGAAAUACUUGAUGUUCUUUCUAACGAUGAAAAUCUUAGUAUAUUGAAUAGGAGUAGUAGCAACAGCAUGAAAAGUGAUUUUAUAGAUUCCUUGCAAGUUGUUGAAACAAAUGAUUUAUUAAAUAGUGAAACAUCAAAUGUGAUAUUUAGAAAUACAGAAGACAUUUGCAAUCUAUCAAGCAAUGAAUGUGAUACCAAACCGUGCACUACAAGUCAAAAGCUUAAUACUACUUUGACAAAAUGUGAUAAUAUAACUGAUGGUGAUUUUGAAAAUUAUUUACUAAAAGAUGAUUUUUCUAACGAUGAGAACUUUAAUGUUUUCAUUAAUAAUACUAACAAGUUGAUUAAUGGUAGAAACAAAACUUACAUCAAUGAUAAUAUUUCCAAUACCACAUUUGUUCCAAUAGCAGAAUCUACUGUCUUCGGAGAAAAACAUUUAACAUCAGAAUGUGGAAUCAAAACCAAUACUUUUGAAUCGGAUAUUUCUUUUACAUCUGAGGAAAAUAACGAUGAUAGUUUUCAUAUGUCAGAUUGUUCUAAAUUUGAAGAUACAGAUAAAGAUAAAUCUGAAAAUACACAUGAAUAUAGAACUGAUACAAACAAUCCAGAACGAAAGAAAAUUAUUGGUAUAAUUAGACAAACAGAAAAUUUCAAGUAUAAUGGUUUGGUUUGGUUUGGUGCGUUUAUGGCUCGUAGACCUAUGGAAAGACAGUCGGUCAUAACAAAAGAUUUAGCUAUAUCACGUUUACUCAAAUACGCACAAGGAGAAGAUACAAGCGAUACAGAAGAAAGCGACAAAUUUGAUGAGGAUGAAGAUAAAAAUAAAUAUAAUCCAGUUAAUGAUAGUAAUACAGAUUUAAAUUUAGGAAAACAUUUAGCUUUGAAGGGAAAAAUUAAUUAUAAUAGUAAAACUGUUCAAUCAGAGGAUGAAUGUAAUACUGAAUUAGAUUUAAAUAUUUCUAAUGUUUUAUUAUCAAAAAAGAUAAAGCAAUCUGAAUGGAUGUCUGAUGAAAAGAAUGACAUGAAUAGUGAUACAAAGAAGAAAAAAAAGAAAACCAUACAAACUAAAAAAUUGCCAUCUUUUCGUGAAAUUAACGAAAUAAAAACAAAAUAUCCUGUAUUAAAAGCUCGUACAAGUGCUCAGAUAAAACUUGGUUACAUAAUCAAAUAA